CCUGGGCGGCUAUGCCUCGAUUGGUAGGCGCAUUUUGCGUUUCCGCCCUUUCCGGCUUCAGGUUCAACAUAGUUUAUAGAGAAUCAAGGGCUGGUGAUGAUUGGAAUAUGUAUGUUUGACACCAUCACUUUUUAGGGUGUCCUUGGUGUGCCUCGACAUGGAAAGUAUACGCUGGGCAUUUUCAUACCGCGCCUGGGCCCCUUGCUGCGAGGAAUGGUUGUUAGCCAUGCGCCUUGUGCAGCCUGAAGAGAAAAAGCGCAUUGAACAGUUCGUCUUUGGUCGGGAUGCGAAAGCUGCUAUGGCUGGCCGCCUGAUGAUAAGAAAACUGAUUGCUGAAAGGCUGAAGAUUCCUUGGAACAAAAUACAGUUACAAAGGACUUCACAAGGCAAACCUGUCCUUGUAAAUGCAUUAAGCAGCAGCCAGUCCAAUUUCAGCUUUAAUGUUUCUCAUCAAGGAAAUUACACUGUACUGGCAGCUGAACCUGAUUGUCAGGUUGGCAUUGAUAUUAUGAAGACCACGAUGCCAGGAAGUGGUUCAAUUCCUGAUUUUUUUCAGCUUAUGAAACGGCAGUUCACAGAAGAAGAAUGGCGAGUUAUCAAGUCCAGGAAGAACGAAUGGCUUCAGUUGGAUAUGUUUCAUAGGCAUUGGGCAUUAAAAGAGAGCUUUGUAAAAGCCAUUGGUGUUGGAAUAGGAUUUGACCUUCAAAGGAUAGAGUUUAAUGUGUCCCCAGUGGAGCUGGAAGUAGGAAAAACAUACAAUGAAACUAUUGUACUCUUGGAUGGUGAAGAAGAAAAGGAGUGGACAUUUGAGGAGACCCGGUUAGAUGAUUGCCACCAUAUUGCAGUUGCUCUCGGAAAAUCAGGAGAAUUUGGAAAAUACCAUUCUGGGAUGAUUCCCAGCCAUAAGCCUGCAUUUACAAUAUUGACUUUCAAUGAUCUAGUCACCUCUGCUAUUCCUCUUGCAUCAGAAGACCCUGCUUGCUGGGAAAGCUUUUGUUCUAGACAGGAAAUGCCAACAAGGCAGAGUUGCACUCCGAGAUGAGAGAAGCUGGGUUUACUGAAAAAGAAAUUGAAAGCUUUCAGAGGCUGCAAAUCAUUAUUUACACCAACAGCUAAUUGGUGUGGAAAUGUAUGGGGCGAGAGGGAGAGCAUUGGGAGGGGGUUAAAAUUGUUUUUCUUACUAUGCACACAUUUGUAAAUAUUUUCCCAUAUCUCUCGGAUUUGAUUUAACUGUUCUUUGGCUUAACUCGUAUAAGUGGCUCCUUCUUCUUUCUCUGUAAUGAAAGAAUUGAUAUAUUUCUAUUGACUCCUACACACGAAUCAGGGCAUGCACUAAUUUUUUGUUGUUGAAUGGCCUGUGUAAUUGCAGGAGAUAUACAGGAUAAGGGUUGCAUGUCUACUUUUUCAUAAAAGAAAUAUGCUGAUAAGGUAUUAUGUUCAAUUUCCCCAAUAAUCUCAUUUUUUUCUACUGUAACUCUUAUAUAUUCAAAUGUACUACCCUAUCACAUAAUGGAAACUACUGGAAGAAGAAAAGUGCAAGGCCCUGUUAACUAUUUCCAUUCCAGGAUAAUUGGUAAGUGGUCUCUGGUUACCCAUCAUGACAAAGAAGGGCUAAUGAUUGUGUCCUAUAAUAUUAAGGGAAACACUUGGACCUCAUGCAGGCCUGUCUGUAUAACUUAAAAUGUCGCCAAGGUUAGCAUAUCUAAUAAAUGUGGAUGUGAGAAAGGAAAUAAACGCAGCUGCUUUUGAGUUAUGUAUUUCCAGGUAGUGACAAGAAGUAAUGAAAACAAACUCCUGUAUAACAUGUAGCUUAAUGUCUCUUGAGUUGUCUUGUGUUUUACACCUUCUAUUCCUGGACUAUCUCUUUUUCAGUACUGAAACUGCAUGUAUAUGUUCCAAGUCUAGGAAAUGACCCUGUCCCUUGGAUUGCAGUGGAGCCCUAGACAUGCCAAUAUUGGGUGGAAGUUCAACCAGGAAGAGAAUCUUGAGUUGCUUUCAAGUCUUAAGUACAUAGAGUGUCUGUACCUGGGUUCCAUGUCCAGUCUCCAAAAAAGGUUCAAAGGACAAAGGAUAUGAAAAAUAUGUUAUUGAGAAUUAGCUAUUGUCAGUCAGAGUAGGCAUUAUGAGUGUAGAUCUUAAGCCAUCCAAUGGGACAUCUCUGAACACUAUUAUAUUCCAUGAAACUUCUUUAGGUUUGUAUCAGACUUAAUAAUCCAUCAUUUUUUAAAGGUUCUUCUGGUUCAAAAUAGAUGAACAGUACCAUUCUCAACCAUAAUUUCUAUUUUCAAAGAUGUCCCUCAGCCUUAUAUAAAACCAGAAACAUUUAGGCAAAACCUAAAUUGGAGGUGAGGGAAUGGCCUCACCAGUUUGCCUUCUGUUAAAUGGAAAUUUUGUUAUUCAUUCCACUCACUAUGACAUUUGUAAAGGCUUCAUAAUCUCAAAAUUCUAAAUGUACUCAAAGACCCCAAAAAGAUAUGACUCUAGAUAGACCAAUAGAAGACAGCAAGGAAGUUUCAGUGUUCUUCAGUACCAUGGAGAGAUCCUGGAGAGUAGAUGACAUUCUUGGGCCCUAGAUAGGAAUUGAACUUUUCUACCAUCAAAUGCCAUCACCUUCAAAAGCCUAAAUGUCAUAAAUUUCCAAUUGUUUAGCAAAAUUUGAGUUGGGGAGGGAUUGGGUGCCAAUAAAGAUUGUAACCCAUCAGGAGUGGGGUGUCUGCAGGAUAUUAUAUUUAUCCUGAUACUAUUGUAUCUUUCACCGGGUUCUGCCAUCUUUUUAUUUACUGGCUAGUAUACUGGCUGGUAUUUUAAUGUAUUGUAACUCUUGGAUUUUCUUCCUUAGAGAAUACAGAUUAAUACAGUGUGAUGGGACAUGACCUUUAUACUUCCCCUCUGUUGAUGCAAUUUAGAACUGUAUUGGCUUUUUUGGCAUCUGCGGCACACAGCUGGCUCAUAUUAAAAUGAUUGUCCACUAGGACUCCUAGAUCCCUCUCACAGUUAUUGCUCAUGAGCCAUAUACACCUAUUCUAUACCUGUGAAUUUGGUACAUUAAACAAAAUGAUAAGUGUAUUUCCAUACUGGUUUUAUAUCUGUUUUCAGAUUAUAAUCAGAUUGUCAGGGGACUUACUGGUUUGCAAUAAAUCAGGUUUUUUAAAUAUAUAAAUCCAAGGCUCACUGAUACAAUUUUAGGGUUGAAAAGUCAUUUAAGC
Pseudonaja textilis is the source of this 3206-nucleotide messenger RNA. It is a transcript of the gene AASDHPPT, whose product is annotated as aminoadipate-semialdehyde dehydrogenase-phosphopantetheinyl transferase. Gene Ontology annotation, molecular function: holo-[acyl-carrier-protein] synthase activity; magnesium ion binding. Gene Ontology annotation, cellular component: cytosol. Lineage: Eukaryota; Metazoa; Chordata; Lepidosauria; Squamata; Elapidae. The record is from RefSeq and is a predicted model, not a curated record.